ACGUGAUACUUUAUGUUAUUCAGAACCGCCAUCUUGAUUCGCGAACUGCACAUCCUCCCCUUUUCUCGUUACACGGAGAGGGUUUCUAGACCAGUGGAGGGGUCGUUUGGCCCUAUUUAUUAAUAUUUGGUGACUGGACACAUACUUGAUAAAUAGUCAUGUCUAAACAAAGUAUAAUGGACCGCGUAACAGCGGCAAAACACAGUAUAGCAGGCCAAGGGUUGGCCAAGGUUGUGUGCAAGGCUACUACGGAGGAGGUGAUGGGCCCGAAGAAGAAGCAUUUAGACUACCUAAUUCAAUGCACCAAUGAACCUAAUGUCUCAAUACCCCAGCUAGCCGACCUUCUAAUUGAACGCACACAACACCAGAACUGGGUCAUGGUUUUCAAGGCUCUGAUCACCACCCAUAAUCUCAUGAACUAUGGGAACGAGAGGUUCACGCAGUACCUUGCCUCUAAUAAUUGUUCCUUCAACCUCGCUCAGUUCAUCGACAAACAAGGUGUUCAGGGAUAUGACAUGUCCACGUUCAUCAGACGAUAUUCUAAAUACUUAAACGAAAAAGCAGUUGCUUACAGACAAAUGGCAUUUGAUUUCUGCAAAGUCAAGAGAGGCAAAGAUGAUGGAUUGCUGAGAACCAUGAAUGCAGAAAAGCUAUUAAAGACACUACCAGCCCUUCAGAAACAGUUGGACUCCCUCUUAGAAUUUGAUUGUGCCCCUAAUGAGCUGACCAAUGGUGUCAUCAAUGCCUGUUUUCUCCUUAUGUUUAAAGACCUGAUCCGUUUGUUUGCUUGUUAUAAUGACGGCAUCAUUAAUUUAUUAGAAAAAUACUUUGACAUGAAUAAGAAGCAAUGCAAAGAUGCUUUAGAAAUAUACAAGCGGUUUUUAGUUCGGAUGGAUAAAGUAUCAGAAUUCCUGAAAACAGCUGAAACUGUGGAGUCUAAAUUCGGAAAGAGUGUUGGUAUAGACAAAAGUGAUAUUCCUGAUCUGGCAAAGGGAUUGAAGAGCAAUGCUAAUUCUGCCCCGUCGAGUCUCUUAGACGCCCUAGAACAGCAUUACCAGUCAUUGGAUGGCAAGAAAGGGGCCACAACUCCAGUCAGUGGUUCUAAUAUAUGUAUUCCAGCGCCAGUAGGUUUCGCUGCCGCCAUUAGUACAAUCUCGAACAACACACCAACCAUUAGCGUAUCCGAGGAGGAACGACAACGCAUUCUGGAGGAGGAGAACAUUCGACUUCAGCAACUCAAGAAGGAACAGAUUGGCAAGAGCACUGCUGAUUCUCCAGCUAAGGAACAAAGGCUGAAAGAACUAGGCCAGUCCCCACAGCAAGCUGGUUCCCUCUCCUCCAAUCCCUUCGCAACUCAGACGCCAAAUGGGACAAGCGAUUUAUUAGGCUCCCCCUCCAAGUCAGGCCAGCCCCUCAAGGCUAGUGAUGACUUGUUGAGUCUGUCGGGGAAUCCAUUUGUUCAGAAUGUGCAAAACGUCAUGGCGAUGCAGGCGUCGACACAAGCCAUGAGCCAGCCCAACACCUUUGCUCAGUGGAAUAAUACGCCUAAUCCCAGUGUUCCUGCAACAAGUGGCAUGUUCACAUCUGAUGUUGAUUUUGAGAAAGUGUUCCCAAACCAGACUGCUUCCACAGCAAUGGGCCAACUAACUGGUGCCACGGGUCUCUUAGUACCCCAGACUUCACAAAAACCAGACUUGCUGUCGCAGGAGGACGUCUUCGAAUCUCUAGAUCCCCUAAUGCCCACCUGUCGGUCGUCCACGGUAACCACGAAUAGCGGGCUCGCCUCUGGUGGUAUAUUUAGUGUGGAGGCUUCGAAAGAGGACGAUACCUCUGAUAUGAUGGCAUUGUCCUCCCUCGGGAGUUUCGGAGUCAGCAGCUCAGGCCAGAUAGAGACUUCUAAUCUAACCACUCUGUCUACUUUGGGGACGGGAACCAGCAUCCUCGGAGCAGGUUGCUCCCUUCCUAACGAUAGCCUGGGUUCUCUGUCUUCUGUAGGUGGUGCAGGAGCCACUCUAGGUGGUGCUGGAGCCACCAUGUUGGGAACUGGUUCAGCUUUUGGAGGACCCCCCAUGCCAGCUAGCCCAGCCCUCCAACACCGAAGUCUGUCUCCUGCUGUAGACCCAGCACCAGGACGCCUAAGCCCCGCCCUCAUUUCAGCUGACCAAUCAGCAGGAUUCGAUGCUUUUGGUGAAGUUUUGAAGCCCACAUCAUCUGGUGGUGUGACGAGCAACUCGUCAAAUGACAAACUUAUUAACAAAGAUUUGGACUCCAGUCUCAGUCAGCUGGCCGGCAACCUCAACAUCAAGGGAUCCGUGUCACAGGUCAAAAAACAGCAACAUGACUGGCAGCCAAAGGGAGAGCAGAAAAUGACUGGUGGUCAGAACUGGCAGGGAAUAGCACCAGUGGUACCGAGCGCUACCUGGACAUCCCCCAGCUACGGCCAGCCCAUGGUAAAUAGUCAGUCCAAUUUGACUACUCAGUCCACGAUGGUUAACACUCAACAGACCGCGAUGAUGGCACCGGUCAUUGGGUAUGGUGUACAGCCAGGAAUGCAGCAACCAGGGAUGAUGGCUGUCCGGCCGAUGGGAAUGCAGCCCAGCAUGGGAAUGCAGCAACCAAUGGGAAUUCAACAGCCAAUGGGAAUGCAGCAACCCAUGAUGUACGGAAUGCAACCUGGAAUGGGAAGCAUGAUGUCACAACCUCGCCCGCCAGCACAAACCAAUCAGGAUCCAUUCGGAGCAUUAUGAAAAUUGCUGUCUUAUAACCAUUAUUCAGGUAGAGUCUUAGUCGUGUGAACGUUUGUGAACCAGUUAAAGGCAGGGAACAAGUGUGUGCAUCAUCACCAUGGCAACCAUGAACUUUUACAUUCCUACUCAAAUCCAUAUCCAAUCUAUGCAUAUGAAAAAAUGACUCUCAAAAGAAAUUUUUUAAAGACUUGUUUGUGCAUCAUGACAUCAAUGGAAGAUCAAAAACACUGAGGCUUGAACUCUGACCCAUGAAUAACGCAGAGACUAAUAACUCCAUAAUACUUCAUGAAAUUGUAUGCCAGCUAGUCAUUCAGUGGUGCAAUUUCUAGGUAACCAUAGUAACCAGGCUGUUACAGCCACCCUAGUUCCCGAGCAUUGGACAGAACGAGAGUCAGCAUUUCACAUUGUACACUGUACAUUUAGUCACAAAUAUCUAGAUGUACAAUAGUCACGCGUGAGAGAAAGGCUGGAAGAAUGGUUGUGUUAGUAAUCUGUUGGCAUGGUAACAUUGUUACUGUGGUUCUAUUUUGUUUUAUUAUGAUCAUAUGACCUCCUGAUUCUCUGAUACAUAUGUAGGUUGUUUAUUUCGGUGUAAAUGUGUCUUAUGCAGAGUUAGUUUAAGCCAAGAUGUCUUACGUAUUGUAUGUCUAGACCCUGUAUUUAUUUGGAAAAUGGGGAGGGUGAUAGAAUGAGUGUUAGAUGGCUGAUUUGUUUUACACCCUAGUAUGAUCGCUGUUAUAUCCGUUUGUUACUAUGUAUAGUAUGUGUUAUUCUGGUAUAAGUCGAAAUUUUUAGUAUAUUGGUGCCCCAAAAUACAUUUUAUUAACAUUAAUAUAUAUACAUAUAUACAUAUUAUUCAAUGUUGUAUUUAAUGGAAUGUAUUUAUGUAAAUAACAAUAUUAUGAAAAGUGUGUAUGGAAUAUGUUAGGUACCCCUUUGAGACCACAAUAUGUUAGGUACCCCUUAGAGGCCCCUACAAUGUGUUAGGUACCCCUUAGAAGCCCCUGUAAUGUUUAAGGUACCCCCUCAGAGGCUCUGAUGCCCUUAUUAUGCAGACUUAUCUGUGAUUGUUUUAUAAUUUCAGUACAGGUAGAUGUGUAUCAGAGACGGCCAACACAUUCCAGGUCCCCUCGACUAAAAAUAUUAACCCUACUAUAUACAAAGUGGAAAGACAUGCAUAAAACACUGCAGAUUGUCAAAUACUCGGGAUAAAACUUGCCUCAAUGUGCUUUGUAAAUGUAACGAAAUUUACUAAAUUCCACUUUGUAAAUAAAAACAUCGGGUUUCUGAACUAAAAAUCUAAUAGAUGUUAAAUAAUGAAAUUUACUAAAUUCCACUCAGUAAAUAUAAGCAACAGGUUUCUGAACUAAAAAUCGAAUAUAUACGAAGUAAUGAAAUUCAGAAUUCCACUCGUAUGGUUGAUAGUAAUAUGUUUGGAACUACAAUAUUUCGACGUUCACUAUUACAGCACAUAUGAUAUGUUGCAACAAAUGAGAUUUAAAUGAUACAUGUGUAAGUCCAUCAAAUGUAUAAAUCACACAGCAAUUCUGUCAAUUUUCUCUCUCUCUCCAUAUUUUGUAUGUACAGACAGUGGAAGAAACUAAAAAAAAAAAAAACCAGUUAAUGUUAUAGGCAACGUUUUGGUCGUUUUUUCUAAAACCAUUUUUUUCAUGUCUUUGAUAUGAGAAUUUCUUGAAUAUGUUUAUAUUUUAUUUUGUAGUAAUACUACACUAUACUUCUUACAUCUGCCUGGUUAGUUCGAUGUCUAGGUCACAUAAAUAGUAGUGUGCAAGGGUAUGAUCUCUGAUUGAUCCAAAGAGUUUUCUCCCCUUCUUUGCUACAAUAAUAUAAAGCUGUAGUUUUUUUCCCCAUAUAUAUACAAGAGUUUACAGUUUUCAUUUUCCACAACCAGAAACUAUUUUUAAAAAUGCAAACAUUUAAACAAAUUUGAUAAUGUACCUUGAGGUUUUUCGUUCAUAGAGGCAAGAUACAAGUGAAUCCUACCCAAAAUGUCACAAACGAUUAAAUGUGUGAAACGUUGUGUAUGACCUUAAAUCGAAAACGGCUAUCUCCUCCCUGUGGGUUUGCUCGCUCAUUCUUCCGUUCUACUUGUGGACUGCACAUACAGACAAUCUUAACAAAUAAAUCUGAACUGAAUCUGCCAUAUUGAAUGUGAUAAUGGAUCAGAUCUGUUUGAGGACUUGUACAGAAGUGUAGGAUUUUUUUGGUUCAGAUCUGUGUGAGAAUUUUUGUAUAGAGCUGUAAGUUUCUGUUGAUGAGAAUUUUUGUAUAGAGCUGUAAGUUUCUGUUGAUCAGAUGUAGUUGCUCUAGACACAAUAAACUCAUUCUGCAUCUGUG
Ostrea edulis (European flat oyster) is the source of this 5105-nucleotide messenger RNA. Its product is annotated as phosphatidylinositol-binding clathrin assembly protein LAP-like. The record is from RefSeq and is a predicted model, not a curated record. Gene Ontology annotation, cellular component: synaptic vesicle; extrinsic component of presynaptic endocytic zone membrane; clathrin-coated pit. NCBI's taxonomy places the organism in Eukaryota, Metazoa, Mollusca, Bivalvia, Ostreida, Ostreidae. The transcript has 27 exons. Gene Ontology annotation, molecular function: SNARE binding; phosphatidylinositol-4,5-bisphosphate binding; clathrin heavy chain binding. Bases 159 to 2747 code for a protein of 862 amino acids. Gene Ontology annotation, biological process: clathrin coat assembly; clathrin-dependent endocytosis; synaptic vesicle budding from presynaptic endocytic zone membrane.